Messenger RNA from Anarrhichthys ocellatus (wolf-eel), 1277 nucleotides. It is a transcript of the gene mettl26, whose product is annotated as methyltransferase like 26. The transcript is spliced from 6 exons. Bases 420 to 1040 code for a protein of 206 amino acids. Lineage: Eukaryota; Metazoa; Chordata; Actinopteri; Perciformes; Anarhichadidae. The record is from RefSeq and is a predicted model, not a curated record.
GCAGUGAUAGUAGUCGCGCGCUAGGGGACGCCCCUCGCGCUCAAAGCAAUUUUGCUCGCGGGAGCGGAGAUAUUCUGCGCGGAGUGAUGUGAGAGCGAUCACCAAACUAAUAUCCAUGUGCGUUUGUUUUAUUUGCACGCGCUGGAAGGCAAUUCUACUUACGGUUUACUGAGUAUUUAUGUCGGAGAAGACGGUCUAACGUCUGUGCCAAAGAGGUGCGCUUGAGCCCGUCCGGUGUUCCCAUUGGAUGUCAUUUCAGUCACGUGAGAUAACGCGGAAGUGGACCAUUUUCACCCGAAAAUAAAACAUUCGUGGGUGGUGUUGAGUUAUUCAAUCUGGACCGACGUUACCCAGCUGUACUGGAGUUGUUUCAUAAACUGUACCGCAUAACUCGACGGUUAUACCCGGUGUUUGGAACGAUGCUGAACGCCGCCGCCGCGGAGAGGAACAAGGAACCCAUCCUCGCAGCGCUCCGGGAGAGCGUGAACACCGGGAGAUCCCUGCAGGCUCUGGAGAUCUCCUCCGGUACCGGGCAGCAUGUCACACACUUCGCUCAGGCCCUGCGGAACAUUAUCUGGCAGCCCUCAGAGUAUGACCGCCAGUCUCUUGCCAGUAUCGAAGCGUACAGAGCCCACUACCAGCUGCACAAUGUGAGGCCUGCCAUCCACCUGGAUGCUUCUCUGCCCUAUCAGUACUGGGGAGGCAUUCAGCCAGAGAGCCUCGAUCUGGUCGUCAACAUCAAUAUGAUCCACAUUUCUCCAAUGGCUUGCACUGAGGGUUUAUUCAAAGGGGCUGGAGUAGUGCUGAAGCCGCAGGGCCUUCUGUUGAUAUAUGGGCCCUAUGCAGUGAAUGGUCAGAUCACCCCUCAAAGUAAUAUUGACUUUGACUACAGCCUACGGCAGAGGAACUCCGAGUGGGGGCUCAGGGAUAUCUCCCUCCUCAGUUCUACAGCACAAAGCAACGGUUUAUUCCUGGAGAAAAUGGUGGACAUGCCUGCAAACAACAAGUGUCUUCUGUUCAGGAAGGAGAGUUUGGUGUGAAGACUCCUGCGGUUCCUUCUCUGGGUGCAGACCAGUAUUAGAGCAGGAGGGUCAAAACGCCUUAACUCACACUUGAAGCUUGGAUACAUUGCCAAAUUUUCCAGAACUUUCAAUGAAUUGUUUCCCCAUAUUCUGAAACAAAUUGACACAAAUGAAGUUGUUUGAUCCAAACUGAACUGCUGUAAUCCAUCAUAUAUUCUUCUGUAUUGGACACUUGAGUAAAAAGGCUCACUGAUA